UGGAACGAGAGAGGAACCGCCCAAACGGUCAUGAGACUUUCCCGCUGCCGUUUCCCCGGGGACCGCGGGGUCCCCAGGAUCCCUCCGACCGGGCGCAGGAGGCAAGGUCGGAGUUGAUCCGAGGGUCCACUUUCCGUCCUGAGGGGCGGUCAGCCUCCAGUCCGGAGUCCCGGGGAAGGGGCAGCCGGGUGAGCGUCCCCCGGACGCGGGCACACCUGCGGCCUCUGGCCGAGCGGGCGGGUCCUCCAGCCGCCGCGCCUCCUUAAAGCCGCAGCUCCGCCCCGCCCGCCCCCCUCUCCCGCCCGCAGUUCUACCCAACCGCCGGAUUCCGGCCGCCUGGGCACAGCGUCGCCGAGCCGCGAGCCCGCGAGGAGCGCGCGGUCCGCCCGUCCCCGCGUCGGGUUCCGCGUCCCUGGGUCCCCACAUCCGUCGCCAUGGCCAGCCAGGAGCUGGCGCGCAAGCUGCAGAGGCGACUGCAGUGGGAGGAGGCGGAGGAGGGCCGCCCCCAGCCCGCGCCCCGAGCCUUCGCGGCGCUGGAGCCCGAGCCCGAAUCCGAGUCCCAGUCCCUCGCCCGGGUGCCCACCGCCAGCGCGGACGCGGAGCUGAGUGCGCUGCUGACCCGACGGCUGGACAUCAACGAGGGCACCGCGCGGCCUCGCCGCUGCAAAAUCUUCAACCCCUACACCGAGUUCCCGGAGUUCAGCCGCCGCCUCAUCAAGGACCUGGAGAGCAUGUUCAAACUGUAUGAUGCUGGACGGGACGGCUACAUUGACCUGAUGGAGCUGAAGCUGAUGAUGGAGAAGCUGGGGGCCCCCCAGACCCACCUGGGCCUGAAAAACAUGAUCAAGGAGGUGGACGAGGACUUUGACGGCCAGCUCAGCUUCCGCGAGUUCCUGCUCAUAUUCCACAAGGCUGCGGCGGGGGAGCUGCAGGAGGACAGCGGGCUGAUGGCGCUGGCCAAGCUCUCCGAGAUCGACGUGGCCCAAGAGGGUGUCAAAGGUGCCAAGGACUUCUUUGAAGCCAAGGUCCAAGCUUUGUCCUGUGCCAGUAAGUUUGAGGCUGAGCUAAAAGCCGAGCAAGAUGAGCGGAAGCGGGAGGAAGAGAAGAGGAGGCUCCGCCAAGCAGCCUUCCGGGAGCUCAAGGCUGCUUUCAGCACAUAGUCAGGCAACCCUGACCUCCAUCCACACAGUGCCUCACAGAUGCCCCCACGAGAGCUGGCUGGGCAUCCUCACCCCUGCCACUCCUGUCCCCCCCACCAGCCUCCAUACCCACCACCCAAUGCAAACUUCUCAGCCUCGUGAGGUGGCAGGAGAGGCUCUCGUCCCUGUGUGGGAGCCCCUCCCCACAGUCCUGGGUUGAGCUAACUGCCCCACUUGCUUCUCUUUCCUGCCCUCCUUGCUCCCUAGCCAGAGGUGCCUCUACUUGGCAAUUUGUACUUUUUCCUUGUCCCUUUGCCAUUCCGCAAAGAGCGUUAAUUUGUGCAGAUAUUUCUUUCUUUGAUGGUCCUCAGAGAAGAGAGUCCCUGGAGGGCUCUGAUGUUAAUGUUGCCCUAGUUUUCUUGACUAUUUCUCUGCCCCCUCCUCUCUGGGUCCCCCUCCCCUUUGUUUCUUAUCCAACCUCCCUGUUUUCAUUCUGAGCCUGAUUCUGCCAGUUGCUUUUGCAUCUUCUGUCUUUUGAUGAUGGUGAGGUUGAAGGCAAGCCAGGCUGGACCACUGCCUGUCCCCUCUUCAACCAGGGGAGUGGUAUGCUGCCGAGAUGACAAAAUAGUAGAAAAGUAGAACAUUCUGUCCCUUCCUAGCACCUUUCUCCCAUCCUCUUCGCAUUCUUCACGGACCCACCCUCUUCAAUCCCCCUCCCUUCAUGUCUUCCGAUUUCAGCCUUUCCUCCUACUCUUAAAUACUAUGCUACUUACCUGUAAGAAUAAGAGAAGAAUCAGAAGUGAUACUAACGUGUCGAAGAAUCCCUGUUAAUUCUGACUAUGCAAAUUCUAUUCCAGCAGACCCCUACGUUCCCAAGUGACAAAUCCAGAGCUUUUCAAAAACCCCAAGUCAUGACUGUCCUCAUCUGGCCAGUUUACAACUUUUUCUCCCAAGACGUUGAGGGGAAGCUGUUCUUACCCCCGGUGCACAUUUUUAUAUGUCGUGCAUUCUUGGGAUUGCUCGCAAAUGCCAGGGGUUUGCUGUAUUUUUUAAAAAAUACUUCCUAGCAUCAUAUUUAUUACUUCUCUUUUGUAACUGCUAUCUUUACAACAGGAAAACAUCUGCAUUUCUACUUUACAGCUGUCUCUUUUUAAAUAAACCGUGCAAAUGGACUUUGCCAUCACUUCCGUGUGCUUCU
Messenger RNA from Ailuropoda melanoleuca (giant panda), 2337 nucleotides. RefSeq names its product EF-hand domain family member D1 (gene EFHD1). The transcript is spliced from 4 exons. The record is from RefSeq and is a predicted model, not a curated record. NCBI's taxonomy places the organism in Eukaryota, Metazoa, Chordata, Mammalia, Carnivora, Ursidae. Bases 435 to 1160 code for a protein of 241 amino acids. Gene Ontology annotation, cellular component: mitochondrial inner membrane. Gene Ontology annotation, molecular function: calcium ion binding; calcium ion sensor activity.